CGGGGCUGCGGCCGAGGAGGCGCGUCCCAACGGUUCCCGCGGCUCUUCGAACUCGCUUGGGUUCGCUUGUUCUCCUUUUGGUGUGUUUGAGGCUUCCACGCCGUGGCCCGGGAGAGGGUCCGAGGCCUCCUAGCGCAGACGUGUCGCGCGGCCCUGCGGUGGGCCUGUCCCCAGCUGCGACUUGGGUGGGGACUAGAGAUGCUGACUAGAUAAAGCAGGAUGGAAACCUGAUCAUUGAAUUUUGUUGGGGAAGUUUGAACAGAAACAUUUGUGGAAACAAAGAGGAAGGAGGAUAAAAACAGUUUGUCUGCUAAGAUUACAGAGAAUAUUUAAUUUCCUGCCCCAACUUUUUCCAAUAAGAUUUCACAACAUUCGAAAUAGAAAAAUAAUGAAUUCCAUUACUGUGAGAACCUUUUGACUGACACCACGGAAUCUUUCAGGCAAGGUACAAGAAUUUUUUUUUUUUAAGAAAUGGCAUCUAGUUCAUCAGACUACUGUAAUAAAGACAAUGAAGAAGAAAGUUUGCUUGCAAAUGUUGCUUCCUUAAGACAUGAACUGAAGAUAACAGAAUGGAGUUUGCAGAAUUUAGGGGAAGAAUUAUCCAGUGUUAGUCCAAGUGAAAAUUCUGAUUAUACCUCUAAUCCCUCAAGGACCGAAAGGCUCAUUUUGGAAGAUCUUGUUCAGCCUAGCCACCCAGGACUUUCGAACUACUCAUCUUAUAAAAAACUUUGUAAAAUGUCUGGUAGUAGUACUGAAUUUCAAAAAAGUGCAAGAGAUAAGAUGUCUUUUUCAUCUCCUGUGGAUCAAGAAAUUAAAAGUCUUCGAGAGAAACUUAAUAAACUUAGGCAACAAAAUGCUUGUUUGGUCACACAGAAUCAUUCUUUAAUGACUAAAAUAGAAUCAAUCCACUUUGAAUUAACACAGUCAAAAGCAAAAAUUUCAGUGCUUGAGUCUGCUCAGCAACAGGCAGCCAACAUCCCAAUAUUAGAGGAACAGAUUAUAAAUUUAGAAGCAGAAGUUAAAGCUCAAGAUAAAGUUUUGAGAGAGGCAGAAGAUAAAUUAGAGCAGAGCCAGAAAAUGGUGAUUGAAAAGGAACACAGUUUGCAAGAGUCCAAAGAGGAAUGUAUAAAGUUGAAGGUAGACUUACUUGAACAAAGUAAACAAGGAAAAAGAGCUGAACGACAAAGAAAUGAAGCACUAUAUAAUGCCGAGGAGCUGAGUAAAGCUUUCCAACAAUACAAGGAAAAAGUGGCUGAAAAAUUGGAAAAGGUUCAAACUGAAGAAGAAAUAUUAGAAAAAAAUCUAGUUAACUGUGAAAAAGAAAAUAAAAGGCUACAAGAAAAGUGUGGUCUAUAUAAAAGUGAACUUGAAAUUCUGAAGGAAAAAUUAAGGCAGUUAAAAGAAGAAAAUAACAAUGGAAAAGAAAAAUUAAGAAUCAUGGCAGUGAAGAAUUCAGAAGUCAUGGCACAAUUAACUGAAUCUAGACAAAGUGUUCUGAAGCUAGAAAGUGAGUUAGAAGACAAAGAAGAAAUACUGAGAGAAAAAUUUUCUCUGAUGAAUGAAAACCGAGAAUUAAAGGUUCGUGUUGCAGCACAGAAUGAGAGACUAGAUUUAUGUCAGCAGGAAAUUGAAAGUUCAAGGGUAGAACUGAGAAGCUUGGGAAAAAUGAUAUCCCAUUUGCCAUUAAAAAGAGAAAUACUUGGUUUUAAAUCAUCCAUUUCUAAGCACCAGAUGAGUAGUUUGUCAAACAAAGAAGACAAUUGCAUUGGCUGCUGUGAGGCAAAUAAAUUGGUGAUUUCAGAAUUGAGGAUUAAGCUUGCAAUAAAAGAGGCGGAGAUUCAAAAGCUUCAUGCAAAUCUGACUGCAAACCAGUUAUCUCAGAACAUUAUUUGUAAGAAUAGCCAAGAAAGUGGCAAGUUGACUACUUUAGAAACAGAACCUGUAAAACUAGGUGGUAAUCAAGCUGAAAUUAUAAAAGACCGCAAUCAACAGACUAUGAACAAGCAAUAUGAAAGAGAGAGGCAAAGACUUGCUACUGGAAUAGAAGAAUUACAUACUAAGCUGAUGCAAAUAGAAGCUGAGAAUUCUGAUCUGAAGGUUAACAUGGCUCACAGAACUAGUCAAUUUCAACUGAUUCAAGAGGAGCUUCUAGAGAAAGCUUCAAACUCUACCAAACUAGAAAGUGAAAUGACAAAGAAAUGCUCUCAGCUUUUAACUCUAGAGAAACAGUUAGAAGAAAAAAUAGUUGCUUAUUCAUCAGCUGCUGCAAAAAAUGCAGAACUUGAACAGGAACUUAUGGAAAAGAAUGAAAAGAUAAGGAGUCUAGAAACCAAUAUCAAUACAGAGCAUGAGAAAAUUUGCUUAGCCUUUGAAAAAGCAAAGAAAAUUCAUCUUGAACAACAUAAAGAAAUGGAAAAACAGAUUGAAAGACUUGAAGCUCAACUAGAGAAAAAAGACCAACAAUUUAAAGAACAAGAAAAGACUAUGUCGAUGUUGCAACAAGAUAUAUUAUGUAAACAGCAUCAUCUUGAAUCAUUAGAUAGACUCUUGACGGAAAGCAAAGGGGAAAUGGAAAAGGAAAAUAUGAAGAAAGAUGAAGCUUUGAAAGCAUUACAGAAUCAAGUAUCUGAAGAAACAAUCAAGGUUAGACAACUAGAUUCAGCAUUAGAAAUUUGUAAGGAAGAGCUUGCCCUGCAUUUGAAUCAAUUGGAAGGAAAUAAGGAAAAGUUUGAAAAACAGCUGAAGAAGAAAUCUGAAGAGGUAUACUGUUUGCAGAAAGAGCUAAAGAUAAAAAAUCACAGUCUUCAAGAGACCACUGAGCAAAAUGUUAUUCUACAGCAUACUCUUCAGCAACAGCAGCAAAUGUUACAGCAAGAGACAAUUAGAAAUGGAGAGCUAGAAGAUAUUCAGACUAAACUUGAAAAACAGGUAUCAAAGCUGGAACAAGAACUUCAAAAACAAAGGGAAAGUUCAGCUGAAAAGUUGAGAAAAAUGGAGGAAAAAUGUGAAACAGCUGCUCAUGAUGCAGAUUUGAAAAGGCAGAAAGUUAUUGAGCUUACUGGUACUUCCAGGCAAGUAAAGCUUGAGAUGGAUCAGUACAAAGAAGAACUGUCUAAAAUGGAAAAAGAAAUAAUGCACCUAAAACGAGAUGGAGAAAAUAAAGCCAUACAUCUCUCUCAAUUAGAUAUGAUCUUAGAUCAGACAAAGAUAGAACUAGAAAGGAAAACAAGUGCUGUGAAGGAGUUAGAGAAGUUACAACACCACACAGAGACUGAACUAACAGAAACUUUGCAGAAACGGGAAGCACUGGAGACUGAACUACACAAUGCUCAUGGAGAAUUAAAAAGUACUCUAAGACAACUGCAGGAAUUGAGAGAUGUACUACAGAAAGCUCAGUUAUCGUUGGAGGAAAAAUAUACUACCAUAAAGGAUCUCACAGCGGAACUUAGAGACUGUAAGAUGGAGAUUGAAGACAAAAAGCAAGAACUCCUUGAAAUGGAUCAGGCACUUAAGGAGAGAAAUUGGGAGCUAAAGCAAAGAGCAGCUCAGGUUACCCAUUUGGAUAUGACUAUUCGAGAACACAGAGGAGAAAUGGAACAAAAAAUAAUUAAAUUAGAGGGUAAUCUGCAGAAAUCGGAGUUGGAACUUAAAGGUUGCAACAAACAGAUAGAAAAUUUAAAUGAAAAAUUGCAGAAUGCCAAAGAACAGCUUCGAGAGAAAGAGUUCGUAAUGCUACAAAAUGAACAGGAGAUAAGUCAACUGAAAAAGGAAACUGAAAGAACAAAUCAAAGAUUGAAAGAAAUGGAGAGUGUUAUGAAAGAUCAGGAACAGUAUAUUGCAACUCAGUACAAGGAGAGCAUAGAUUUGGGGCAAGAAUUGAGGCUGACUCAGGAGCAGAUGCAAACCUCUCAAACAGAAUUGGUGGAGGCUCGUCGUCAACAAGUCCAAGCACAGAGAGAAAUAGAAAGGCUCUCCAGUGAACUAGAAGAUAUAAAGCAAAUCUCUAAAGAGAAAGAAGCACAUGAAAUUCACUUAGUUGAAGAAUUGGGGGCUUCUCAAGUACGUGAAGCUCAUUUAGAAGCGAGAAUGCAAGCAGAAAUCAAGAAAUUGUCAGCAGAAGUAGAAUCCCUCAAAGAAGCUUAUCAUUUGGAGAUGAUUUCACAUCAGGAGAACCAUACAAAGUGGAAAAUAUCUGCUGACUCUCAAAAGACUUCUGUUCAGCAGCUAAAUGAACAAUUAGAGAAGGCAAAACUGGAAUUAGAAGAAGCUCAGGACACUGUGAGCAAUUUACAUCAACAAGUUCAAGAUAGGAAUGAAGUAAUUGAAGCUGCAAAUGAAGCAUUACUUAUUAAAGAAUCAGAAUUAACCAGAUUACAAGCCAGAGUUUCUGGACAUGAAAAGGCAGAAGACAUCAAGUUUCUACCAGCUCCCUUUACACCUCUACCAGAAAUUAUGCCUGAUAGUCAAGAUCCAAAGUUUACUAAACAUUCUCACACAUCUGUUUUCAAGUGCAGAAAACUACGUCGCUCUAUUAGUGCCAGUGAUCUUAGUUUCAAAUCUCAUGGUAAUGAAGAUCUUUCUGAAGAAUUACUACAGGACUUAAAGAAAAUGCAAUUAGAACAGCCUUCAACAUUAGAAGAAAGCCAUAAGGAACUGACUUAUACCCAGUCAGACUCAUUUAAAUCUCACACAUAUACCAUAGAGGAUGAUAGUUCUGAGAGUAAUGAUUUUACUACUCUUAGUGGGAUGCUGAGAUACAUAAACAAAGAAGUGAGACUAUUAAAAAAAUCUUCUAUGCAAACAGGUGCUGGUUUAACUCAGGGAGAAAACUUGUAAUUAAAAGAAGAUGUCCUGAUGAAAAAAGUGGAAUUAUUGGUACUGUGCUGUGUUUACUUAUUAUAUGUAGCUCAUAUUGCAUAGAAGCUGUUAUUUAUUGCUUUUGAAUAAAUUUUAUAUUUUAAUUUUUUAAAGAAAUCCCUUUCUUUUAAAAGUUAAUUACAUUUUUAGAGAAAAUUAACCCUUUUUUUUGUUUAAACUUACUGCUUUCUUUGUCUUUGUUUAUUAUGCAAAGAUCAUUGUUAAAAUAUGUAAUACUUAUUUACAUUUUUAAUCAUACUGCUAUAUUAUUUGCUAUUUUUCUAGUAAUACUUAAUUUUUAAGUUAAUAUGAAUUUAAAAGUCAUUCUGUGACAGGUUCAUAAUUAUAUAAUAAUGGGUAACUUGUGUAGUGUUUACUAUUUAUCAGAUAUUAUUCUAGGCACUUUAUACUUAAACUCAUUUAAACCUCAUAACAACUUAUGAAAUAGAUUAUUAUUUUAGUUUUAUAGGUAGAAUUGUUUAACAUAAUGAUAGAAGUUAAUAUGUUCUAAAGAAACUAAUUUAAGUAUCAAGAGAUGAGCUUUGGGCUAAUGACUUUAUAUAUACAUGGUUAGUUAGCUCUGUGAUAGAAUAAAAAUAGUGCAGCACAAGUAAGGUGAGAUGUUUAAGCCUUCAUAUUUAAAAAUUUCUCAAGAGUCUUGAUGUCUUUAUACCAGAUAUUGAAUUUAUAAAUGAAUAUAAAUGUAUCCUUAAAAAGUUGUAUGGGAUUAAUAUUUUCGAAGAGUUAGACAUUAAAACCAUUAAUAUAUUGAUAUUACUAUUUUAACAACACUAAUUUUAAAUUUGUAAUUAUUUGUCAGGAAUAGAAUAAAGUUUUAUCUUCUUGUUGCUAUUUACUAGUGUAUUGAUCCAAAGAGUCACUUGCUGAUUCAGUGUUCUCUUCUAGCACUCUUAUUUCCCUGUCUUUCUACCAUGUGCCUUGUCACUUCUUACUCCAGGACUACUUAGUGUUAAUUAAUAGCGUCACAAUGUAUAUCUGAUACCUUUAUAAAUUUGUAGUUUCCACUCUAAGUUGGACUCUUAAUUCUUGAAAAACAUGUACCUUCAGGGUUCAGCUUUUUCUUCCAUCCCAUCUCCAAGGGCUUAUUUACUUUCAGCUUCUUUCUCUGACUUCUUUCAUAUACUUUAGCCCCAUCCCUUUGGCUCCUUCUGUUCAUAUAAACAUGUUUAAAUCCUUUCCCUAGCCUAAAAUAAACAAGCAAAAAAGCAAAACAAAAUAGAAUAUACUACCUACCAGUCAAAAAAAUUCUGCCUCUCUAUGUUGCAUACUCUUGUUUGGUCCUUUUCACAUUCCACUUGAUAGUUGCCUCUCUUAUUUAUCACCAUUUUUUAAUUUAUCACCAUAUUUUUGUAGAAGAAAAAAACAGAUACAAAAAGAUUUAUCUUCUCAUGGUCAUAUAGCUUAUAACAUCUAAAAUUUGAACCAAAUAUAUUUGCCUUUAACUUCUCUGAACAUCAUUCUCAGUAUUUAAGUAUCUCAGUAUCUUUGUCUGCCUGACUCUAAAAUACUGGGAUCCUUUGGUUUCUACCUGUACCUCCCUUCUUACGGUACAUGUCCUUCCUAGAUAAUCUCAUCCAGUUCUGUUGCUUCAAUAAAAAUCUUUAUAGUAAUAACUCCCAGAUCUAUGUCUCCAUCUUUGCCUUACAACAGAUCUUACUUUUUGCUGUUAACCCAACAAUUCCCUGGAUAUCCUAUAGUUGUAGUUGUUUUGUUUUUGUCCUUGGAGGAUUGGGUGGCGGUACUGGAGAUUGAACCCAUGUUCUUGUGCAUGCUAAGCAUGUGUUCUAACACUGCACUAUACCCUCAAAUCCCUGUAGUUAUUUUUUUAAGAAGAAAAAUUUAAAUUUGAUUUUCCUCAAUUUGCUUUUUUCUGCUUUUUUAAAUUUCCAUUUUGGUUUGCUUAUUUUGUAUCAUUUUUCACCCAUUCUUGCCAUCAAAGAUCAUUCUUUUCCCUUUUUGCAAAAUGUAGAAAAACUACUGUGGUUCAGCCAUCCAUACCUGUGGCUAUAUCAGGGGCUUGUUAUCAUGUCCUUCAUCUCUCAAAUCAGCAUUCCCAUUCAUUAUUUGACAACUUCAUAUUCUUUCAGUUUUCUUACUCCCUAACCCCUGUUAAUGUUUUUCCAGAUUAUUAAUAAUUAUUUUCAUUUACUAUUUUUCUCCAAUAAAGAAUCCCAGUAUAGAAGUACUUUAUGAAUUAUUUAAGAAUAUACACUUUGAAUAGAUAAACUUAGGUUUCUAACCAUGAUGAAAUAAUUGGUAAUAGUCUUGCCCUCAUGCCCUACAUAAUUAAAAAACUGGACAAAAUAUGUAUGAAGCUCUUUCCAGGCAUGGAAUUGCAGGAAGCACAAGACUGUAAUCCUUGAAAGAAAGGAAAUAUUCACAGUUAGCCCCAUUAUUUGCCUAGGCUCUCAAAUUUGCCUACCCCCAGUAUUUGCCUAGACUUAUUCAUUAAAACUGUGGUAAUAUCAUGCUGAGCUAAGUAGGCAUAUAUCAAAGUUCAGUGUUGCUACAGUGGAAUUUUUUAGGCAGAAUACCAGAGAUAAGGAAUCUUUUCAGAAAGGUUAGCCAAAGACUGAGGGUUUCCCUCAACUCCUUUGCAAAGAGCAAACUCAACAUAUAAUGGAAAAAAAUUUGCAGCUUAAAAACUGGCUACUAUGUGGCUGAGUAGAAAGGAAAUUACCAGAAAUUUCAAAGUUCUGGGCAAUGUUGGAGUUCUGGCCCAGCCAUAGACACAGGUAACUUGCUGAGUACCUCAGCAUGCAGUUGAAACAUCAUAAAUGCCAAAUUUUACAAAUAAAACCAAGUCGUUGAGUUAAGGUCACACCACUGAACUAAAUCAAAGCCAAAAUAGAUUCACCCUAGUAAAGGAAAAACCCAAACCUAAAAGAAUUAAGAAGUUCUGCCAUAAUUUGAAAGAAGAUAUCCCUUGUGGACAUAGACUACAGGUCAGCCUCCUAAAUCCCUCUGGCCACAUGACCCAUUUCUGACUUGAAAAUAAAAUUGUCUUUGGCUGUUUUUGCACUAUAACUGCAGAAUUAAAUAGUCAUGACAAAGACUGUUAACCAAGUUUAAAUAAUUUACUAUUUGACUUUUUAUUGACUUACUAUUUAAGUAAAUCAAUCCCUGGUACCAAAAAAAAAAAAAAAGAAAGAAAGAAAAGAAAAUUAUAUGGCUAACAUUACACUAAAUGUUUUAAAAAUUAAUGCUUUCUCCCUUAAGAUGAGAGCAAGGUUGGGCUGGGGCUGAAGCUCAGUGGUAGAGCACUUGUCUUGCAGGUAUGAGGCCCUGAGUUCGAUCCUCAGCACCACAUAAAAAUAAAUAAAUAAAAAUAAAAUAUAUUGUGUCCAUCUAUAACUAAAAAAAUAUUUUAAAGAAAGAUGAGAACAAGUAAAGAUAUCUGCUUUCACCACUUCUCAUCAAUUAUAUGAAUAUACUAUACAAUACAAUAUGGUAAGAAAAAAAUAUAAGGGAGGCAAAUUAUAAAUGGAGAAGUAAGUAUUUAUUACUAAUUAGUUUAUUAGCAAGCUCUUAAGGUGUAGAUAGUAUGCAAAAUUAAAUAUAUUUUAAGCAGCAAACAAUUGGAAAAUAAAGAGUGUUAAGUAUUUACAACAACAUCAAAAGUGGAGUACCUAGUGAAAAAAAAAAAAGAAGACUUAUACAGUAAAAAUUUAUUGCCAAGACAAGUUAGAAGUGGAUGUAGGUAUGUACCAUGGUCAUGAAUGGAUAGGUGCUUCCAAAUUGAUCUGUAGAUUAAUGCAAACCCAAACAAAAAUCCCAGUAAGUUUUCCCUUUUUUAAUUAAAGAAAUCAACAGUCUUAACUCUAAAAUUUAAUUGGAAAUGUCAAGGACCUAGAGGAGACAAAAUAAUCUUGAAAAAGAAUAAAAUUGGAAGACUUGCAUGAUAUGAUUUCAAUAAUUAUUACUACGUUACAAUAUUAACAGAACCAAAAGGAUAGUUCAUAUAUAUGUAAUAGAACAGAGUGGACUACAUAUUUUAUCACAUAUAUAAUUUAAAGUAUAUUCACAUAUACAGUCUGUUAAAAUAUAUAGUUAUUUUAUUGAUUUUUAAUUAGGGGUGAAAGCUAUUCAGUGUUGAAAAGAAAGUCUUUAGCAAAUGAUAAUGGUACAAUAGGGAAAAAAGAACUUCAAUCAGUCCCCUCCUCAUAUUACAUAUAAAAAUUAGGUCAGAAUGGAUCAUAGACAUAAAUAUAAAUACUAAAACUAUAAAGCCUACGAAAGAAAUAUGAGAAUAAUUUCAUGAACUUAGGAUAAAGAGACAUAUCUUAGGACCUAAAAAGCACUAACUAUACUAACUAUAAAAGAAAAAGUUAAGGGGCUGAAGGUAUAGCUCUGAUAGUACAUUUUUCUAGUAUGCAUAAGGCCAUGAGCCCAAACCCCAGAACUGCAAAAGAAAAGUAAGGAAGGAAAGAAAAGAAAAAGUCAAUAAGUUGGACUUGAUCAGUAUUCAAAACUGUGCUCAUCAGAACUCACCAUUAAGAAAAGAAAAAAAAGAUAAUGAAAUGAGUGCUAUUAAUAUAUAUAUGACAGAAGUUAUAAGUGAAAAUUCAGAGUUCACUUUAAAUCAAUAUAAAAAGACAAAUGCCCUAAUUUUAAAACAGGGAAAACACUGAAACACUUUCCAGAAUGGAUGGGAAUGGUCAUAUACACAUUUAAAAGUAUCCAACUUCUUCAGUCAUCAAGGAAUUACAAAUUAAAAGCACAAAGAAAUACCUACGAGAAGAGCUAAUAUUAAAAAGAUUGGCAACACCAAAUGAUGUAAAACAUCUGCAACCACCUGGAAAGUUGUUUGGAAUUUCCUUUCAAUACUGUACAUGCAUCUACUGUUUAACCCAGUUUAUUUCUACUCUUAGGUAUUUAACCAAGAGAAAUAAAAAUAUAUAUAUCCACCAAAAAAAGAACAUUAAUGUUUAUAGUAUCUUUUUUCAUCCAUAGCCAAAAAUUGGAAGCAACUCAGAUGUCUAUCAGUACAAGAAUGAAUAAGUAUCUUGGUAUAUUCAGACAACUAAAUACUGUAAAAACAAUGAACUGUUAAUAUCCAGUAACAUGGAUAAAUCUCAAAGACAUAUUGAAAGAAAAAAAUCUACACACAAAAGUAAAUAGUACAAGAUUCCAUUUAUUUGAAUUUCAAGAAUAAACAGAUCUAUGAUAAUAGAUAUCAGAACAGUGAUCGCCUCUGCAGGAAGAAUUUAAUGGAAAGAAGCAGAAGUAAACUUUCAAUAGCUGAAUUCUACCUCAAUAAAAAAUUUAGAAAUUUAAACAUAAGAAAUGGACUUUACAGUCACACAGAGGUGGAUUUGAUCCUGUUUUUCUUUUAUAAGCUAUAUGGCCUUGAGCAAUAAUUAACUAAAUUUAAGACGCUUUAAAUGUAAAAUAAAAUUAAUACCUACUUUAGAAGCAUCUAAUCCUUAUCAGGAUUAAAUAAGGUGAAAAAUGUGAAAUACUAGUAUGCUAUCUGAAUAGACUAAAUACUCAAUAGAUAGUAGUUGUUAUCAUUGAGGCAGUGUAAUCCUGUGGUCAAGAAUAUGGUCUCUGGAACCAGAUUAAUUCUGACCAGUUUUGAACCCAGCUGGAUUUCUAAUUUGCUGUAUCACUUUGGGCAAAUUACUUAAUCUCUGUGCCUUUAUUUACUCAAGUGUAAAACAGAAUAAUGGUACCUACCUCAAUAAUUAUGAAUAUUCAACAAGUCAGUAUACUCUUAGCCCUUUGAAUAAUACCUGACACAUAAUAAAUGUUAACUGGUAGCAUCUAUUAUUAUUGAUUUCUUAUUAGCCUAGUUAUAAUAAUGGCCUGCGACUUCAAAUCAUUCCCUUUCCAUUAUCCUAAGAUUUCUAGUUCUUUAGUUACACAGGAAACUACCAAACUCUUUAACUGUCCUACUUUUUUUAAGGUAUUGUAUAUUGCUAAAGAAAAGCAUACAACCAUGCUGUGGUGAAGACUACUCAUUUUUUUUACAAAUAUCAGUUCUUCUUUUCAUAAUAAUAAUAAUAACAGAGUUUUAGCUGGGCCCAUUCCUAGAUAAUAACAUUUCACAGGCCCUCCAGUGACUAAGUUCUUACCAGCAGAACAAGAGCAGAAAUGAUGUGUGCCACUUCAGACCAGGACAUCAAAAUUUUAAAUAUGUGCUUCUCCAAGGUCUUUCCCUUUCCCUAGAGCUGGAAUUGCCUGCAACCAAACUUCAACCAUGUGGAUGAGGAAAACACCAUAGGCGAAAAACAAAAUAAAAGGAACGUGGGUGCCUAAGUGACCUGGAAUGUGCUCCUCGGACUACUACAUAAGUGACAAAUAAACUUCUUUUUUAAGCCA
Molecule: messenger RNA, 11202 nt
Organism: Marmota monax (woodchuck)
Lineage: Eukaryota; Metazoa; Chordata; Mammalia; Rodentia; Sciuridae
Gene: Ccdc18
Product: coiled-coil domain containing 18
Exons: 30
Coding region: 472-4836 (1454 amino acids)
Source: RefSeq, a predicted model, not a curated record